Molecule: messenger RNA, 1992 nt
Organism: Canariomyces notabilis
Lineage: Eukaryota; Fungi; Ascomycota; Sordariomycetes; Sordariales; Chaetomiaceae
Product: FolC bifunctional protein
Exons: 4
Coding region: 1-1992 (663 amino acids)
Biological process (GO): folic acid-containing compound biosynthetic process
Cellular component (GO): cytoplasm; cytosol; mitochondrion
Molecular function (GO): dihydrofolate synthase activity; tetrahydrofolylpolyglutamate synthase activity; ATP binding
Source: RefSeq, a predicted model, not a curated record
AUGAUCGACCUGGGGCUGGCCCGCGUCGCUCGUCUGGUGCAGCACACGCCGCAGACAUGGAAGGCGAUCCACGUGGCUGGGACAAACGGCAAGGGCUCAAUAUGCGCCUAUCUCUCGGCCAUGCUCACCGCCAGCGGCCUUUCGCACGCGCGCUUCACCUCGCCGCAUCUGAUUGACCGCUGGGAUUGCGUUGCCGUCAAUGGCCGGCCUGUCUCCGAGGCCGUCUUUCGGGAUGCCGAAGAUGUGGUGAAGCAGAGGGACAGAGAACAGCGGCUUGGCGCUACCGAGUUUGAGCUCCUGACGGCGACCGCCUUUGAGAUCUUCCACCGCCAGAAAGUCGAGUUUGGCCUGGUUGAGGUCGGUCUCGGCGGCAGGUUGGAUGCCACCAAUGUACUGAAGCAGAAAGCCGUCACCGUUAUUGCAAAGAUCGGUCUCGAUCAUCAGUCUUUUCUUGGCAAUACGAUUGGCGAGAUUGCUCUGCAAAAGGCAGGCAUCAUGCGUCGCGGUGUCCCUUGCGUGGUGGAUGGCAGCAACGGACCGGCUGUCCUGGAAGUCAUCAAGAAGCAUGCGGAGGACGUGGGCGCCGAGGUUCACUGCGCUUCCACGAGGGAGGUUGCCGAGUUGCUGUCCAGUGAGGAAUACGAACCGCAUCAGAUACAGAAUCUGGCGUGUGCUCAUCUAGCUUUCCGACUGGCGUGUCCGAACCAGGACCGCCCUUUGGCCCAGUUCCUACCCGCCAUCAGACAGAUGUCGUGGCCGGGCCGAUUGCAAAGACUUGACCUCGAGAAGAUUACAGGUCGUCGGCAAGACGUACUUCUUGAUGGUGCUCAUAAUCCCCAGUCGGCCGAGGUUUUGGCGCUCUACGUCAACAAACACCUCCGCGCAAAGGGACAGCCAAUUACCUGGGUUCUGGCGGCUACACAGGGCAAGGACAUGGACGGCAUUCUUGGGUUGCUUCUUCGGCCCGGCGACAAGGUCGUCGCUGUCCGUUUCGGGCUCGUUGAUGGAAUGCCCUGGGUCAAGGCCGCGGAUCCCGAAAUGCUGCUGCAAACUGCUGCCCGGCACGGCGUCGAAGCGGCAGCCACGUACAACGCCGGAGACGAUGUCAAAGGGGCGUUAACCUGGGCAUCCCAGGCGGCUGGGGAUAAUUCUAUGUUGUCCACAAAAAGCGGGUUUGGCGCUGUCAAUAACCCUCAUCGAUCGCAUUUACUUACCCUUGCAUACUCCCAUACCAUGCCCGCCCCGCGGCAUCUCAUUAUCGUCUGUGGCCACGCGAUUUGGCUAGGCGGGCCCAAAAAUGGCUGGGAUGAGGCCGAGUGGCUGAUUGAAGGCUACAAGCAAGGCGAGACACCGACGUUCAUCGAGCACAUCAAAGCUGGUGUGCAGGCGCUCAGUCAAGACGAAACCGCCGUCCUGGUGUUUUCAGGCGGCCCGACCCGCCAGGAAACCAGACUCUCCGAGGCCCAGAGCUACUACAACCUUGUCGUCGCCAACUCCUAUUUCGGCUUCCUCCCGGGCAACACGACUUACCCGGAUCGCAUCCUGCUGGAGGAGCGAGCUCUGGAUUCGUACUACAACAUUCUCUUUUCCCUUAUCGAGUUUUGGCGCCGCCACACCGUCUGGCCGGAGCGCCUCACCAUUGUCAGCCACGCAUUCAAGCGCAACCGCCUGGUUGAUGGCCACUGCGCGGCAAUCGGGUUUCCUCUUGACCGGGUCGAUUUUAUCGGGAUCAACCCGCCGGGGUCGGGAUCCACUGAGAAGGCCGAGGCUAUGCGCGGUGUGCAGUUGGCCAUUGGGCAGUGGGCCGAAGAUCCCCAUGGGGUGGGCGAGGCGCUCGCAGGGAAGAGGCGGCGGAGGAAUUGCUGGGGCGUGCAGCAGCGGCUGUUCCUGGAUGAAGAGGAGAGGUCUCGGAGCGGCGUGGAUGUUCGGCAGUUGGACGAUGGGAGUGAGGCGCUUUUUGAGGGCGGUCGACGACCGUGGGCGAAAGGGUAG